Messenger RNA from Pararge aegeria (speckled wood butterfly), 1082 nucleotides. Its product is annotated as pollen-specific leucine-rich repeat extensin-like protein 4. Bases 18 to 1082 code for a protein of 354 amino acids. The transcript has a single exon. NCBI's taxonomy places the organism in Eukaryota, Metazoa, Arthropoda, Insecta, Lepidoptera, Nymphalidae. The record is from RefSeq and is a predicted model, not a curated record.
GGGUAAUCACAGCGCUUAUGGCAGAUGUAAUGGUACCAGUUAACAUGCAAUACGCAGUGCCGAUGUGCCCACCAAUGUACGCACAGCCCCCUCCGGUAUUUCCUAUGCCAGCGCCAAUGCCAAUAAUUGCGCAGGCUUUAUGCCCAAUUCAAAUGACAGAAAAUAUGUUACCUUCAAAGACAACGAAUACGAGUACAACAACAAAGAAGCCCGAGACGAUCGCUGUAGCAGUGCCUUUGCCAAUGCCUAUCCCAAUGCCAGUUCCGGUGGGUGUACCAGUAUUUACACCGCAAAAUUUCUGCCAAGGGCCACCUCCGAGGCCAAAAAACUGUCCUCCUUGCCCACCAUGUGUCUGUAACCCAUCGUGUACUCCAUCUUUCUUUUCAUACUGCUCUCCGUGCCACAUGAAAUGUAGAUGUAGAAAAAAAGAUGAUGCGCCUGAACCCUUACCUAAUAGGCCAGCGCAAGGCCCAGCUUAUGGAAUGCCUAUCCCAAUGCCACCUAUAAUGGGCCCACCUCCAAUAGUAAUGGUCCCGUACCCAACGUCGAUACAAGUACCAAAACGGCAAGAUAGAUAUAGGCCAAAGAAAGAGCGAAGACCGAAAUGUUCAUCUUCUGAUGAGUCAACUGAUUCGACAAGCAGCUCUGAUUCUGACUACAUAAGAAGACGUAGACAUAGAAAAAGAAAACGAUAUGGCGGUUACAGAAGAAGUCUUAGAAGCUCAGAUGGCGAAAAUGAAUUAGUGAAACCGAUGCUUAGCUACAUUGCUAAGAAUGGUGAUGUUAAAUUUAAGACUAAGAUCAACGGAGACGAUGUUGCUGAGUUGCUGGGAGAAAAAAAGGCUUUAGAUAAUAAAUAUCAAACGGUUCAUGAGUCGGCUGGCGAAGACGUAAAUAAGAAGCCUAAUGUGGUUGUACUUUCCAAAAAUGGUGGAAAACGAAAACGUGAGCGAUAUAAACAAGUUUUGUUACGAGGAGGAGUGUCAAAUCACGAACUAGGAGACGGAAAGAAGGAGUUAAUAUUUAAGCCACCCGGUGAUAGGAAAAUUAGUAAUUUGUCAGUUUCUUUUCUAAUAAGUUAG